This is a messenger RNA of Nicotiana tabacum (common tobacco), 458 nucleotides long. NCBI's taxonomy places the organism in Eukaryota, Viridiplantae, Streptophyta, Magnoliopsida, Solanales, Solanaceae. The record is from RefSeq and is a predicted model, not a curated record.
UUAUCUGUAUUUUAACCUUCAUUUUUCUCUUGUACACUGAGAUGAUCAGUACUAUUUCUUCUGGCUCUAUUUUAAGGUUUAAGCCUUGUCCCAAAAGAAAUUCUGCAGAUAAUAGAGAAUUGGAGAGCGAUCCACUAGACAAUCCAGCAGACGAUAGUCUUGAUUCUGAUCGUGAUGAAUGUAGUGUCACUCAUGGGAAAUGGGGUUUUAAUACUUCAAUCAAGCCAUUGUAUUCAGACAGGAUUUGUCCUUAUAUAGAUAAACAAUAUUCUUGUAUUAAGAAUGGCCGAAAUGAUUCAGAUUAUCGAUACUGGGAAUGACAGCCUGAUGACUGUAUGUUGCCAAGGUUAGCAAGUUACUUAAAAUAUCAAUUUUAAUUUUCUAUUUCUGUAAGUAAAUUACCAUAUUGCAAAAUGAAAGAAAUAGUAGGAUUCUUGAUUCUUGUUUCAACACUAUCC